AUGUUUCCCGUUGGACAAUUAACUGGAAUAACUUUAGCAGGAGCUAGUGCACCAGGAACUAUUACACUUAAUCAGCCAAGUGGUAUUACAUUAGAUGGUAAUGGGUAUCUUUUUAUUGUGGAUACUUUUAACAGUCGAAUAGUUGGGUCAGGACCAUAUGGUUUUCGAUGUUUAUUUGGAUGUACAGCUACUGCUGGUUCUUCAUCAAGUCAAUUGUAUUAUCCAGAAACUUUAAGAUUUGAUAGUCAUGGAAAUCUAUUUGUUGCUGAUAGAUAUAACAGUCGAGUGCAAAAGUUCAUUAUAGCAUCAAAUUCCUGUAGUCUUUCUUAUAAUCAACCAACAUUUUGUUCUGAUGCUUCAUGGUAUUCUAAUGCAUCAACUUUUGCAUCCAGUAGUACAGCUGGUACUUUACCUUAUGGUAUUUUUAUUAAUGGAAUUAAUACUGUGUAUGUACCUAAUCGAGAUAGUAACACUAUUUUAUCAUGGCCUCAAGGAAGUACUACAUAUACAAGUAAUAGUUAUAGUAAUUUGAAUAAUUCAUAUAGUCUUUUUGUGUCUAUGACUGGUGAUAUUUAUAUUGAUAAUGGUUAUUCAUAUGGUCGAGUUGAUAAAUAUAUAUUUAAUACAUCAAAUCGUGUUACUGUUAUGAAUGUUAAUGGAAGUUGUUAUGGUUUAUUUCUUGAUAUUAAUAAUAAUCUUUAUUGUUCCCUUAAAAAUCUUCAUCAAGUUGUUAAACUUUUACUUAAUAAUGGUACAACCAUCCCGACAAUCGCAGCCGGUAAUGGUUCUGCUGGAUCACUAUCAAAUAUGCUUAAUUCUCCGCAAGGAAUCUAUGUUGAUAGUAAUUUAAACCUAUAUAUUGCAGACUGUGCUAAUAAUCGUAUUCAACUCGUUCAAACUAGUCAAUUAAAUGGAGUGACAAUCGUUGGUAAUGGAUCUUCAACAAAUUUUAUACUUAACUAUCCCACUGGAAUUGUCCUCGAUGCUAAUGGUUAUUUAUUUAUUGUCGAUAGUUAUAAUCAUCGUAUUGUUGCUUCGAGUUAUUAUGGUUUUCGAUGUAUAGUAGGAUGUUCGGGAGGUGGUUCAUCUGCGUCUCAAUUAUCAUUUCCACAAAGUAUGGCUUUUGAUAGUUAUGGAAAUAUAUAUGUUACUGAUCGAAAUAAUAGUCGAGUGCAACAAUUCGCUCUUCAAACCAACAAUUGCAGUAAGUUAUUUGUGUGUAAUAGAACAUUAUGA
Messenger RNA from Adineta steineri, 1236 nucleotides. NCBI's taxonomy places the organism in Eukaryota, Metazoa, Rotifera, Eurotatoria, Adinetida, Adinetidae. The record is from the annotation of a GenBank genome assembly.